GCUCAAAGCCGGCCGUUGUGUAUAUAUAGGAGUACUCGACCGAGGGAAUCAUCGUAGUUCACUGGUGAACGUCGUAAGUCGAGCAUCGCUCCCGCAGGUAGAACAGAAGCAAUUCAACAGCAACAUGAUACGAUUUCUAAUCUUGGUCGGAGUCUUCGUUGCCGCAACAACAGCGCAGCAGCCAAGUGGACGAAUCUUAGAGCCGCCCGUUCCUGUGGCCUGCGCUCAAAGGACUAUUCACGAGCGCUUCAAUGGCAAAGGAUACUACUACUCGUGGGCAGAUCCUAGGACAGCUGGUCAGGAGGUCGACUGGCUAACUGGAAGGAAUUUCUGUAGACAGCGAUGCAUGGAUCUCGUUUCAUUGGAAACGUCAGCCGAGAACGAAUUCAUCAAGAGCCGCAUCGUCCGCAACAAAGUCAAGUAUAUUUGGACUUCCGGGCGCCUCUGCGACUUUAAGGGCUGCGAUAGACCCGAUCUUCAGCCACUUCAGGUGAACGGAUGGUUUUGGACUGCCGAACUUCAAAAACUUGCCCCUACUACUGACCGAAGCCAAAAUGAUUGGUCCGAAAAUGGAGGUAUUGGUAAGCCGCAACCUGACAAUCGAGAGGCCAUUCAGGGUGGAGCUCCCGAAAAUUGUCUCGCCGUAUUGAAUCAGUUCUACAACGACGGUGUCAACUGGCACGACGUUGCCUGUCAUCACAAAAAGCCCUGGGUUUGCGAGGAGAACGACUCACUUUUAAAAUACGUGCGCUUCACUAACCCUAACAUUCGAGUUUAAAUCCAACCAACGUACAUAUCAUUAAAAUCCUAAGAUUUCCGAAGUAAACUGUUUUACCGGCACCUACUCUCCAAUAGUCGACUGUACAAUAAUAAAACAUUAA
Ceratosolen solmsi marchali is the source of this 881-nucleotide messenger RNA. RefSeq lists its product as uncharacterized. The transcript has 5 exons. NCBI's taxonomy places the organism in Eukaryota, Metazoa, Arthropoda, Insecta, Hymenoptera, Agaonidae. The record is from RefSeq and is a predicted model, not a curated record. The coding region runs from base 125 to 778 and encodes 217 amino acids.